GGUACUUAACGCCCGGGAGACCCGGACCUACACUUUCAAAGCAUCCCGGGUAGGAAGAGCUGUUUAUAUAAGGGAUUCCACGGUAAACGCGCUAAUAUCUCCGCAGCCAGUGCAUGGCGUGCGCCUCCCACGCCCACUCAUAAGAACGGCUUCCCCCGCUGCCCCUCGGUUCCCAGCCUGCCCUGCCCCCGCCUCCUUCCUGUCCUCGGCCAUGGCCAACUCUGGACGCCUCAGCUUCACCGUGCGCAGGCUCCUGGAUUUACCCGAGCAGGACGCGCAGCACCUGCGGAGGCGGGAGCCGGAGCAACGCGCCCCAGGGCUCGGCUCCUGCGCCUCCUGGCUGGAAUCCGAGCGCAGCCACUACCCCUCGUCGGACGAGAGCAGCCCAGAGGCCAGCCCUCGGGACUCAUCGCAACGGCCGUCCGCUGGGCCUGCGUCUCCGAGCUCCGAUGCCGAGAAGAGGAAGAAGCGGCGGGUGCUAUUCUCCAAGGCACAGACGCUGGAGUUGGAGCGGCGCUUCCGGCAGCAGCGCUACCUGUCAGCGCCCGAGCGGGAGCAGCUGGCGCGCCUGCUGUGCCUCACGCCCACGCAGGUCAAAAUCUGGUUCCAGAACCAUCGCUACAAGCUGAAGCGCGCGCGGGCGCCGGGGGCUGCGGAGUCGCCCGACCUGGCAGCGGCGUCCGAGGUGCGCGCCGCGCCCGGCCUGCUGCGUCGCGUGGUGGUGCCCGUGCUGGUGCGCGACGGGCAGCCGUGCGGUGGCGGCGGCGGCGAGGUGGGUUCGGCCGCCGCCCGGAACAAGAACGGCGUGGCCCCGGCCGCCGCCUGCCCUCUGCCGGGUUACGCAGCCUUCGGGCCCGGCUCAGCGUUCGGCCUCUUCCCUGCCUACCAGCACUUAGCGACCCCCGCGCUGGUCUCCUGGAACUGGUGAGGCAGCUGCUGGGCGCGGGCAUCUGGGGUUACCCGGACAUUGGGAUGCGCUCUGCGGCCAGAGCCGGGCCUGAGCCAGAGACCUGGAGGGCGCCCCGGGCCCCACCUCUUUCGGCGCCAGGGACCCCUACCCCGCCCUCACCAGCUAGCGAGCCGGGAACUCUCCCUCAAGGUGCCCUCUCUCCUCUCCUCUCAACUGCCAGACUCAGAACUAGAUUUUAUUGUUUGAACUUUAUUUGUACAUUUA
Phacochoerus africanus (Common warthog) is the source of this 1174-nucleotide messenger RNA. RefSeq names its product NK2 homeobox 8 (gene NKX2-8). Gene Ontology annotation, cellular component: nucleus. Lineage: Eukaryota; Metazoa; Chordata; Mammalia; Artiodactyla; Suidae. Gene Ontology annotation, molecular function: RNA polymerase II cis-regulatory region sequence-specific DNA binding; DNA-binding transcription factor activity, RNA polymerase II-specific. Gene Ontology annotation, biological process: cell differentiation; regulation of transcription by RNA polymerase II. Bases 212 to 928 code for a protein of 238 amino acids. The transcript has 2 exons. The record is from RefSeq and is a predicted model, not a curated record.